Molecule: messenger RNA, 977 nt
Organism: Neopelma chrysocephalum (saffron-crested tyrant-manakin)
Lineage: Eukaryota; Metazoa; Chordata; Aves; Passeriformes; Pipridae
Gene: HACD1
Product: 3-hydroxyacyl-CoA dehydratase 1
Exons: 7
Coding region: 117-848 (243 amino acids)
Biological process (GO): very long-chain fatty acid biosynthetic process; sphingolipid biosynthetic process; fatty acid elongation
Cellular component (GO): endoplasmic reticulum membrane
Molecular function (GO): phosphatase activity; 3-hydroxyacyl-CoA dehydratase activity
Source: RefSeq, a predicted model, not a curated record
AGCGGCCUCGGGGAAGACAGAUGGGGUGAGAGACAGCGCGGGUCCGGCUGUCAGCGGCCGAGCCCCGCCGCGGAGGGAGCCCCUCCUCCCGCUGUGCGCUCCCGGCCGGGGCAACCAUGGCGUCCAGCGAGGAGGACGGAGGCGGUAACGGCGCGGUGGAGGAGAAGGGCAAGAAACGGAAGCUAGGCGCCCUGGCCACAGCCUGGCUCAUCUUCUACAACGUCGCCAUGACCGCGGGGUGGCUGGUAUUAGGUAUUGCCAUGGUGCGGUUUUAUAUACAGAAAGGAACACAUAGAGGCUUAUUCAGAAGCGUUCAAAAGACGCUUAAAUUUUUCCAGACAUUUGCUUUGCUUGAGGUAGUCCACUGUGCAGUUGGAAUAGUUCGCACAUCUGUGCUUGUGACUGGGGUCCAAGUGAGUUCAAGAAUCUUCAUGGUGUGGUUCAUUGCACAUAGUAUAAAACAGAUCCAGAAUGAGGAGAGCGUUAUUCUUUUUCUGGUGGUAUGGACUGUGACAGAGAUUACUCGAUAUUCCUUCUACACAUUCAACCUGCUCAACCAUUUGCCAUACUUCAUUAAAUGGGCCAGAUACAACUUUUUUAUCAUUUUGUAUCCUGCUGGAGUUGCAGGUGAACUGCUAACCAUAUAUGCUGCUUUACCCUAUGUGAAGAAAACAGGAAUGUUUUCACUGAGACUUCCCAACAAAUAUAAUGUCUCCUUUGACUACUAUUACUUCCUUAUUAUUGUCAUGUUCUCCUAUGUGCCAUUAUUUCCACAACUCUACUUCCACAUGCUGCGGCAGAGAAGAAGGGUGCUCUAUGGAGAAGUGAUUGUGGAGAAGGACGAUUGAAUCAAGAUGUGUAACUAUGGUGCUUUUAGUGGAAAACAAAAAAGAGGGUAAAACCUCAAUAUUUCCUGUGAUUUUUCUGAGUCCAAGUUUUAAAACAUGGAACAAGAAUAAACAACUGUGCAUAAAAUA